AUGGCGGGUGUUAGUUCUGGUGGAGGAACAAAAACACAGUGCAGAGAGCCCAGGAAAGCAUUGUUUCAGUCCCCAGAUCAAGAGGAUAGUAGCAAGGCUCCAGGUUAUUAAUUUCUCCGUCCCUUUGUAUCUAAAAUGUCAUAAUAUAGCUUAAUUGGCAAAUUUUCUAAGUUCAAAACUCAGUGGCGAGGAGCGAGGAGAAACGGCUGUUUUAGCAGGCUAUGUUGAAAGCGUCUCGUCAAUGAUGCUCAUAAGCUUAUUUCCAGAUAUUUUCUAGGAGUUUGCAGUGGUGGUGAUUAAGAAAUUCCCAAAUUAUUUUUGUCGUGAGUUAAAUUACAGUCGAACCUCUCGGUGCGGACACCUCUCUAUUACGGACAGUUUCCAAUGUCCCGAGAAAAUUCUCACAUAUUUUCUUUAAAAAACCCUCUAUAAUACGGACUUCCUCUAAUACGGAUAACGAACACUAAAUCUGGGCCCCAGAGAAAAAAUUUAUAUAAACGUAACCUCUUUAUUACACCCUUUAUUACGGACACUGCGUUGAUCAGGUGAAUAGCGCUUUAUACUAUUACUAAAAAUAGGUUUUGUCACCUUAGACCCCCCGCGUGACUCAGACAAACUUUGCAUUCUACUCCAAGGCUUUGUAUGGGAAGCAUACGUUUCCGACAUGAAAAUUGUUCAUAAAAUUCGCAGUGAGCGUUUUUAAAAUGUUUUCUUGAGCAUAAUUCCAAUAUAUAAAAGGUACUACUGCUAUUGGGAGCAAAACCUGGUCCAGUAACUCAAAUAAAUGGUUAAAAUCAGAAAAUAAAGCCACUCGAUCAAAGAAGGCUACUGAAAUCGGAUCCCUGGCUCUCUGUCUUAGGCAGAAAGUACCGCUAUGCACUGAAACAUGACAUAACAUUAUUGGCUGUGUAAUACUCUAAAACCGAAAUUGCCAAAGAGAAAAUCGAGUUCGGAUGUGCUUCUGGCAAGCCUGUGACAGAAUAUCUAAGGUGAAAAGCACACCAAUAUUAGCACAGACCAGAAAUUGUAUAAGUUUGUUCUGUUGUUGUGCGGCCAGGUAGACCAUAUGAAUCUGCGACAAAUACUUUAGUACUUUAUAUCCUGUAGUACUAAGUAGCGUAACAAUAAGCACUCGAAAAACAAAUUGAGCAACCUUUGCCUAUAAAUUUAGCCAAAUGCACCGUUUCAAGCACGGCUAUGAAGCCCUGUUCUCCACACAUUUUCACAUAAUUUUACCCACAGCAUUAGGACGCCGCAUAAGAAAUAAAACUACUCAUCUGUACAGGUUUUUCCAUGUUUAACGCUGUCUUUGCACGAGUUGAUUAUUUUCAGGAUAUUUAUUAUCGAAACCAAGCCGGAUUUUGUUUUCUUUAACGAUAAACAUCUUCAAAGACGACGACAAUUUGUUGCCGAACGUGACUUUCCCUUACUUAACUCUUACACUGGUCAGGUUUAAUGUCUGAGUCACAGCAGGGACCAGACAUUUGUGACGUCAUUAGGAGAAGGCGCUAUUCCAAAUCCUGAUGCCGGAGAGUUGAAUCUGCACAGGGUGAAUCCCGUCUAGUCUGGCUGGUGAGCUAUGUAAGGGGAUAUAAAGCUCAGUCACUGUACACCGAACAACGAUUUUCGAAAGGUGUACAGAGGAACAUAACCGACUUCUUGAAGGCUUCAAUAACUACAGUAGCAUAAAGAUCUUUUCUAUUACAUUUUGUACUGUAGUUUCAGUCAAACCUCUUUAAUACAGACACCAAAGGGACAGAACCAAUAUUGUCCUCUUUACAGAGGUGUCCAUAUUAUAGAGGUAGGGAAUGUAUGAUUUUUGGCAUUUCUGGGACCAAACGAACUGUCCUUAAUAGAGAGAUGUUCGUAUUAUAGAGGUGUCCGUAAGGAGAGAUUAGACUGUACUGUUUACUGUACUUGCAAAAUAGCAAAAGACGCUUUCAUAUUGUGCUUUACGUUAGAACUUUAUACACACAGCAUUGCGCUGUACGUUAUUUCGUUUUAAAACAGUAAUUUGUCUGUUUCUUCGGUGUCCGUAUUAGAGAGGUUUCGACUGUACCUGUUUGGUGUUCAGGAAAAUUUCUUUUCCUCAGUCCUCGACGCAGGGGAGGUGAGACGGGAAGGGUAAUUUGAUCCGUUUUCUAUUGCCUUUUUGCUGCACAGGAAAUGGCGCUCAUUUUUCAAUUGGCUCUGCCGAAGGAAGCCCAAUAAAAAGUGGCCAGGUUCACAUUUGUUCGCCAGACCUGUCCCUCAAUAACAACCCUGAUAAUGACUUUCUUGCAGAGGCUUUGGAAGCAUUGCUUAAUAGAAUUCAAGUAGAUAUUGAAGUGGAUUCCAACUUGAAAGGCCUUAAGAAAGGUAAUGCAUCAGUCAAUUUCCGUACUGUCUGUGGUCUGCAUGGCAGUCGCCAAAGAAAAAAGAAAAGAAAAAAGGGAACAGAAUGCCUGUUGUUAAAAUGUCACAGCAUUAAUUUGCAUCAGGCUGACUUACCAUGUCUUACUUAAAUUUGGAUUAGAAAUGGGAUUAGAAAUUUCAGAAAGUGCUGCAAAGUUUUUUUCAUGGAAUUUGCUCUCUCCUUUCCUUCAGAACGCUGUUGUAAACAUUUCCACCUCAAUUUUGUAUGUUUAGCGCUUUGAAAAUGAAGGAAAUAAUGGCAUUCAUUCACAGAGCCCACUCCAUUAUUGCAAUUAAAAUUAAUUAUUAAUUUUACGUUGUACAACAUCAGUCAUAAAUUUAGUCAAAAUGACAAAUUUUUUAUGAUGAUCUUAUAUCUUAUUGUAUUACGUUUUCAACAAUUAUUUUUCUUGCAACUAUGAGGCAUUCCAGUAUCAUUAAGUUGGUGUGAUGUCUAAUCAACUUUACUGAUGUAAUAAAAUGUACAUGUAUAUGUAGAUCUAUGUAGAUUCAUGUUGCUGAUUUGCUGCUGAAAUUGUGCUCAAAAAUGCCUCACUCUGCUUAAAAUUCUGCUGGCCAAAUUUCUCCAAGCCUAUAUAAAACCUCAUGCUCAGCUGAUUUAACUUUUUCUUUCAGAGAUUCACGAGCAGACACUCACAAAGUUAAGGCAGCAACUGACUCAGAUUAACCAGGAUGAAUGGAUGUAUAAACCAAUUGACCAGAUCAUAGGCUUUUGA
Messenger RNA from Porites evermanni, 3131 nucleotides. Lineage: Eukaryota; Metazoa; Cnidaria; Anthozoa; Scleractinia; Poritidae. The record is from the annotation of a GenBank genome assembly.